This is a messenger RNA of Acanthocheilonema viteae, 2568 nucleotides long. The record is from the annotation of a GenBank genome assembly. NCBI's taxonomy places the organism in Eukaryota, Metazoa, Nematoda, Chromadorea, Rhabditida, Onchocercidae.
AUGGAUAGUCAUAAUUAUUACGGCAGUAGUGGUUGUCAAAAUUGGAUAAGAGUCAGUAGUGCUACAUCGGAUAUUUCAUCAACAAUAGCAUCGCAACAGCAACAACAGCGAUUUUAUUAUCCAAUGUCUCUGAAUAGUGUUCCUAAAAAUAAAGCAAAUAAGAUAAGCGGUGGUGGUGGUGGUGGUGUAGGAUAUCAAGAUUACCAGGGUCAUUAUCCUCAGCAACAGCAACAGUAUCCUGGGACUGAUCCUAGUGGUACAGGUUAUUAUGGUUGUACUAGUUUCUUUGCAAAACAACUACCACAGUCAGCAGUUUCAUCUGGUGCAAAACGUAGACAUAUUGCUGGUACUUUUCCAAAAAAGAAUCGUUUCUCUUACGGAAUGAAUGCAGCUUAUCCACCACCAAAUAAAAAACCUAGAAAUUACUCUACGACUGGUAAGACAGCCGCAAUGAUUCUAAAUGAAUUGUAUCCGGAAUUCAAGGAUCAAUGUUCUUAUAAGACAAUGAUGGUUAACAAGUUACCACGUUUCGAAUGUUCUUUUACAGUGCAGGCUAAAACAUUUUGUGCGGAAGGCUCGAAUAAAAAAGCUGCAAAACAACUUGCGUGUGAAUUAGCUUUGAAAGAAUUGCGACCUGAUAUAUUGCUAGACGUUUCGAUUUCGGAAUCAAAAAAAUUUGGAAAUUAUGCUUUCUGUUCAUCACAAACGAACGGAAUAGAGGAAAAGGAGCGUACCAGCGAUGAGAAAUUCACACCACAGUUCACUUUUAGUGAACUUUCAACGGCAGAUACCGAUGGCAAAUCUCCGAAAAAAUUCAGAUGUGUGUUGGUUUUGCCCCAUCAGGGAAAGGUUUAUUCUCACGAAGGCUAUGGAAAAUCACCAAUCAAAAAUGCUGUCAUCCGUGAAGCGUUGGUUGACAUCUUUGAUGUAUCACAAGAAGAAUUAAAAAUGGUGGAACGCCGCACAAUGAAUCUUAAACCAGGCAAACCAAUGCAGGUUUUGAUACAAGCGCUCAAUUUCUACGAUCGUACCAUGCAAGUGGAUGUGGACACCGUUGACGGAAAACCCGUCCAAGGAAAUAGUCGAUUCAUCUGCCGCAUUACGCUCGACAAUAAUAAGACUAUUAUUGGUCCACCUCAAGAUAACAAGCAAAAAGCCAAAGAUUCUGCAUGCGAAAAAGUACUUCUCGAAGAGCUCGGUUUAACUAUGCCAUCGGAAGAUGUCAGAGUAAAGAGGGCAGCUGCUGUCCUCUCGCCUCCAUAUGCUUUACAUCAACUAAUGUUGAAGCAAAAUCGUAAAAAGAACCCAGAUAUAGUGUAUGAUGAACCACAAGAUAUCAGCGAAUCACCCAGUAAACCACCAAUGUUCAAAUGUACAUUAACUAUAAAUGGUACAAAUAAGUUUGAAGGUAUUGGACAAUCAAAGAAAACUGCUAAAAGUGCUGCUGCUGAGCAAGCAUUGACCAAAUUAUUCAAGUUCGAUCUUUGUGCUGAAAAUGCGCUUGAAAUGAUAUCAAUGAAAAAAUUGAAGAACGAAGAAGAUGUACUUUUUUGUGCCGACAUCUGUGCUUUUGUUCGUCGGGAAUAUGAAGGAGUAUGUCACCAGCAAGCAUGUCCUAUAACUACUCAUAUAUCUGCUUUUGUUUUAAUUUCACCAAAUGGUGAAAAACAAUUGGUUGCGAUUGGAGCAGGCCGUAACGCCGUUAUUGACGGUCAAAUCUUGACAAAUGCGCAAGGCAAUGUGCUUAUUCAUAUGCAAAGUACGGUUUUAGCACGUCGUGCAUUUGUUCUCUUCCUGCAUAACCAAAUAAGGAAUCAUAAUGCGGAAAAUAGCGUUGUCGAACAUUCUCCGACAUCAGAUAAAUUCCGUCUCAAAACUGGUUACCAAGUUGUGCUAUAUAUAUCUUUCCCACCAAAUUUGCGCACUAGUGGUGAAGUACAAAACUUAUCAUGCUAUAUGGGAGGAGCUCGAUUGGAAGACCCCCCGGAAAACCCACAAACUUUUGCUGAUAUCGGUACUUCCGGACAUGUUUAUGUAAUGAGUUUGGCUGAUAAGAUGUUAAAGUGGAAUUAUUUGGGAUUGCAAGGAGCACUUCUUUCACGUCUUCUGGAACCGAUAUUCAUGACACAUCUGUGUGUUGGUGUACCAUCUAAUGACAAAGCGAUCACACAAGCUGUACUGCUUCGAUUUGGUGAUAUGCGAAGAGGUGAACUAAUGGUAAAAUCUUCUCAAACUGGUGUAGUACCUCACGGAGAAAUGUAUCAUAACUGGGUUUCCGGAAUAGGAACCAUUGAACGUUUGGAUCCAUUUACCGGUCGCACAGUAACUGGUUCACCAUCACGUCUUUGUAAAUCAGAGUUGUACGAAAGUUGGGCACGCGUAAUGGCAGCGGUUAAAGCAGAUGAAUACAAACCUGUUUGGAGUUGUUCAGAAGCAAAACAAAGCGAAGUAGUAUAUCAACAGGCAUUGCAAGCAUUCCACUUGAAACUGCAUGAAAAUGGCCUGGGCAUGUGGCAGCGUAAGGAACCACAGAUUGAUGGUUUUCAGCUGGCUUUUUUUGAUGAAUAA